Gigantopelta aegis is the source of this 2161-nucleotide messenger RNA. RefSeq names its product FAD-dependent oxidoreductase domain-containing protein 2-like. NCBI's taxonomy places the organism in Eukaryota, Metazoa, Mollusca, Gastropoda, Neomphalida, Peltospiridae. Gene Ontology annotation, molecular function: flavin adenine dinucleotide binding; monooxygenase activity. The transcript is spliced from 10 exons. The record is from RefSeq and is a predicted model, not a curated record. Bases 141 to 2054 code for a protein of 637 amino acids.
CACCGUGGUUUGUGGUAAGCUGCCCAACUAUGGGAUCAAUGUUGGUGUUGAUGAAAACGUAUGAGAGUGAUCUUUGGUAGUUAAAGAACUCUGUUUGAUGGAGGGUGUUCUUUUGUACUGCGUAACAGAAAGGUGACAAGAUGAAAAUGUGGCAUUGCACCACACUAACCUCUCCGGUCCAAGUCUUCCGAUUUCUACUGCUGAUACUACACAUACUGCUGACUCACGAACAGUCGAUGGUUUACCACGACUACUGCAUCAUUGGGGCUGGCCCAGCAGGCUUACAGAUGGGCUACUUUCUCAAGACUGCUGCCAGGGACUACAUCAUUUAUGAAAAAUCCAACAUGACAGGAAGUUUUUUCCAAUUGUAUCCAAGACACAGGACACUAAUAAGCUUAAACAAACGGCACACAGGUCAAACCAACAAGGAGUUCAACUUGCGCCAUGACUGGAACUCUCUGCUCAGUGACGAUGAAAGUCUGCUCUUCAGACACUACUCCAAGAAGAUGUUUCCUCACGCCAACGACUUCCUGCGAUAUGUCAAUGACUUCCAGCAGAGAUUGAACAUCAGUGUCCAGUUCAAGACGGAAAUCAGAAACCUGUCGAGUGUGAGGAACGAGUCGGCACCAGACGGACAUCACUUCACCAUGGAAGACCAGAACCACCAGCAGUACAUGUGCAGAACCAUGGUGUUAGCAACAGGUAUAGCUAAGCCUGUGAUACCCAAUGUACCUGGCAUGGAAUAUGCUGAUGGGUAUGAAGAUGUCUCUUUGGACCCAGAAGACUAUGAAGGAAAAACUGUUUUAAUAUUAGGGCGUGGCAAUUCAGCAUUUGAAAUGGCAGAUUCCAUAUAUGGAUCUACAAACUUGAUACACAUGGUUGGGCGGUCCAGAGUACGUUUAUCCUGGGCAACACAUUAUGUUGGUGAUCUGAGAGCGAUAAACAAUAACAUUCUUGACACGUACAUGUUGAAGUCCCUGGAUGGAAUACUGGAGGCAGCACUGGGUGAGAUUAAGAUCAUUAAGAAGAAUGACAAACUCUGGAUUUCUGUCGAUGAGGAGUCGGAGUUGGAUGAGGCCGACGAGGAAGUGCCGUCACAACUGGACAAUUUUGCCUUGAGGGAGCCAUAUGACAAAAUCAUACGCUGUCUUGGCUUCUCAUUUGAUGACUCCCUCUUUACAAAUUCAACUGCCCCAGGUUUUGGUAAAGGUCGCUCAAAGAAGUUUCCUUUGAUUGACUUUGACUACGAAUCUAAACGUGUUCCUGGUAUGUUCUUCGCUGGAACAAUCUCUCACUCGGUUGACCACCGGAAGUCUGCCGGAGGAUUUAUACAUGGCUUCAGAUACACAGCUCGUGCCUUGCAUCACAUGAUGGAGUACAAGUAUGAAGGUGUGACUUGGCCGUCCAUGACCGCGUCGACCACGCAGCUGAUGAAUCACCUGCUGAGAAGAAUGAACGAAGCAUCUGGGAUAUACCAGAUGUUUUCUAUCCUUGGAGAUGUGAUUGUUUUACGAAAUAAUGGCAGGGAGUUUGAAUACUUUGAAGAAUUUCCAAUCUACAUGCUGCACCGAUUCCCAGCCCUGACUGGGAAACCCGCGGAAAGUAUUAUCGUCCUCAAUAUGCAGUAUGGAACUAACUUCUCCGGUCCUGGCAAUGACAUUUUCCGCCUUGACCGGGCCACUGGAGAACCAUCCGAUGCCCACAAUUCUAACUUUCUUCAUCCAGUGCUUUACCACUAUGAUCAGCUGCCCACAGAACAAAUGAUGAAAACUCGCCGACGUUAUGAAAUCCUUCCUCGUCCUAAGGCUCUUCACCACGUCGUCGAAGAUUUCCUCACCAACUGGGACGCUCCAAUCAGCCAUAUUCUCCCACUGCGCAGGUUCCUGGAGAACGUACUGGGCUUUGAUAUGCGACUGUUCUUCUCACAGUCAUGUUUACAGAUGGCGAUGACAUACAGCACGGUUCCACUGAGUUGUGAGCACCACUUCCUCAACGGCCAGGGCCUCACAGCUACGGAGCACUUUCUAGACACAAUGCAUUCAAAUGCAUUUUAAAUUCAAUCUAAGUUAAAGGGACAUUCCUGAGUUUGCUGCAUUGUAAGAUGUUUCUGACUAAUAAAAUAUUUCUACGAUUAAACUUACAUAUUAAAUAUAUGUACUUG